This is a messenger RNA of Malus domestica (apple), 420 nucleotides long. Its product is annotated as cysteine proteinase inhibitor A-like. The record is from RefSeq and is a predicted model, not a curated record. Gene Ontology annotation, molecular function: cysteine-type endopeptidase inhibitor activity. Lineage: Eukaryota; Viridiplantae; Streptophyta; Magnoliopsida; Rosales; Rosaceae.
AUGGCUGCGGCCAUGGUGUGUCAGCCACAAAAGUCCUUUUCUUCUUCUACAGGAAAAAAUAUAAAAGUCAAAGUACAUAGAGAGCUCGCCGCAGAAUCAAAUAUGGCCGCAGUUGGUACAGUUCGCAAUAACGAAGGUUUCACCAACAUGGUCAAGACCGAAAGCCUCGCUCGCUUCGCCGUCGAUGAACACAACAAGAAGGAGGACUUCCAUACCCUUUUUCUUCGCAUCAUCAAUGCUUUGCUGGAGUUUGUGAGGGUAGUGCAUGAAAAGGUACAAGUGGUUUCAGGCUCUCUGCACUAUCUGAAAAUUGAGGCCACCGAUGGCGGAAAGACGAAUGUUUAUGAAGCCAAGGUGUGGGUAAAGCCAUGGGAGAACUUCAAGCAAGUGCAGGAGUUCAAGCUCGUCUCGGACUCCUAG